Molecule: messenger RNA, 1422 nt
Organism: Chlorocebus sabaeus (green monkey)
Lineage: Eukaryota; Metazoa; Chordata; Mammalia; Primates; Cercopithecidae
Gene: HILPDA
Product: hypoxia inducible lipid droplet associated
Biological process (GO): positive regulation of cell population proliferation; autocrine signaling; positive regulation of lipid storage
Cellular component (GO): lipid droplet
Source: RefSeq, a predicted model, not a curated record
CGGGGGGCGGGCCCGCGGCUAUAAGGGGUGGAGGCUCGGUGGCUUUGCUCGGCGCUCUGCGGGUGACCGCGCUUUUGUCUCCAGUGAGUUUUGUGGCGGGAAGCUUCUGCGCUGCUGCUUAGUAACCGACUUUCCUCCCGACUCUUGCACGACCUGCUGCUACAGCCGGCGACCCACUCCCUGUUCUUCCUCCGGAGGGUUCAGAGGCCUUUCAGAAGGAGAAGGCAGCUGUGCUUCUCUGCAGAAGAGUAGGGUCCUUUCAGCCAUGAAGCAUAUGUUGAACCUCUACCUCUUAGGUGUGGUGCUGACGCUACUCUCCAUCUUCGUUAGAGUGAUGGAGUCCCUAGAGGGCUUACUAGAGAACCCAUCGCCUGGGACCUCGUGGACCACCAGAAGCCAACUAGCCAAUACAGAACCCACCAAGGGCCUUCCAGACCAUCCAUCCAGAAGCAUGUGAUAAGACCUCCUUCUGUGCUGGCCAUAUUUUGGAACACUGACCUACACAUGUCCAGAAGGGAAUCCCCUUCCUAGCAGGCAGGCUGAGCACCAGUAUAACCAGAGAACUAACUAUUACUAGGCCUUGAAGGACCUGCCUAACUGGAUGCUCAUUGCCUGGACAAGGCCUGUUUAGGCCGGUCACUCAUGCCUGUAAUCCUAGCACUUUGGGAGGCUGAGGUGGGUGGAUCACCUGAGGUCAGGAGUUCGAGACCAGCCUCGCCAACAUGGCGAAACCCCGUCUCUACUAGCUGGGUGUGGUGGCAGAGGCCUGUAAUCCCAACUAUUUGGGAGGCUGAGGCAGGAGAAUUUCUUGAACCCAGGGGCAGAGGUUACAGUGAGUUGAGAUCGUACUGCUGUACCCAGCCUGGGCCACAGAGCAAAAGACUCCAUCUCAAAAAAAAAAAAAGAAAAGAAAAGGCCUGUUUAAUGCACUGGUGGGAAUGGAUUGCUUAUGGCCGUGAGAUAGGUUGAUCUCGCCCUUACCUCGCAGAAGCUUACCCCAGGGUCUGGUGUAUGCUGUGCUUUUCUCAGCAGUAUGGCUCUGACAUCUCUUAGAUGUCCCAACUUCAACUUUUGGGAGAUGGUGAUGUUUUCAACCCUGCUUCCUAAACAUCUGCCAGGGAUUCCUUUAGUCUUGAAUGUCUUACGCUCAAUUAUUUGGUGUUCAGCCUCUCUUCCACAAGAGCUCCUCCAUGUUUGGAUAGCAGUUGAAGAGGUGUGUGGGUGGGGUCUUGGGAGGGAGAGGAUGGAGUGUUCAGUGCCCAUUUCUCAUUGUUUUACAUUUUAAAGUCCUUCCUCCAACAUAGUGUGUAUUGGUCUGAAGGGGGAGGUGGGAUACCAAAGCCUACUCAAGUUAUGGACAUUGUGGCCACCAUGUGGCUUAAAUGAUUUUUUCUAAUUAAUAAAGUGGAAUAUGUAUUUCUA